This is a messenger RNA of Myxocyprinus asiaticus (Chinese sucker), 6381 nucleotides long. RefSeq names its product C-type lectin domain family 19 member A-like. The record is from RefSeq and is a predicted model, not a curated record. Bases 61 to 690 code for a protein of 209 amino acids. Gene Ontology annotation, molecular function: signaling receptor activity. The transcript is spliced from 5 exons. Lineage: Eukaryota; Metazoa; Chordata; Actinopteri; Cypriniformes; Catostomidae.
GAAAGGCUCACUCACACACCCUCUAAUCUCCCCAACACUCUACACAGUCCUGCAGCACACAUGCUUAUAAGCACAUACACACACACACCAGAUGACAAUCUUGUCUCUCGUGCACUAAAAAUGCUCUGUUGGGAAUUGUGCUUAGCUCUACUGUUCACUGGCUUCCCAGUGUGGGCUCUUCCUUCAACUAACAUCAAGAUCACACAAGCACUGCCCCUGCAACUGUCAGACUUAAACCAGCCUGUGACAUGUCCACUCUUCUGGACUGAAUUUGAGGGUUAUUGCUACCGUUUCUUCCCCUUGAACCGUACCUGGGCUGAAGCAGACCUGUACUGUGCAGAGUUCUCCAACGGACACAAAUCAGCCAAGCUCACCUCCAUCCACAGCUGGGAAGAAAAUGUCUUUGUCUAUGAUCUUGUGAAUAGCCGUGUACCCGGAAUUCCAACAGAUAUUUGGAUUGGCCUUCAUGACAGAAGACAGGAGGGAACUAUGGAGUGGACAGAUGGGUUAACCUAUGAAUACAGUUAUUGGGAUGGAAACCAGCCAGAUGAUGGCAUCCAUCGAAUCCCUGAGGAGGAGGACUGUGUUGAGAUCUGGUACAGGCAAAACAGUGCACUGAGGUCUUGGAAUGACAACAGUUGUGAUAAAGCUUUUCCAUUCGUCUGUAAGAUUCCUACACUGGAAAACUAACCUCUCACCAAAUCAAAGAUUGAUUAUGCAGUUAUUAAUAGUCAACAAUGACAUCCCGACAUCCCUCAAUCACACUGCAGCAACAAGGUGUCUUCUUGUCUCCAUCGUUGCAGUGACAAUGAGCUCACUCCAACCUGUUAUAACUGCACUCCCCACUUCUCUCCCAUCCACUUCAAUUUCCUGUUCCCCACCCCUCAACGUCCACCCACGCCUGUUAUUGUUAUAGUGCCGGGUUUUCUCAUUCCUCCAGGGCUUGUUCAGAACACCUGAGUCAUGACACACACAUACUUUUGGGAAUAUUUUUCCCCCACCAGAAAUGCUGUUGAUUAUUCACGUUGAUAUUGGAUAUUGAUGUUAAUGCUAUUGUUGUAAAUGAAGUAUCAGUCCAUUCCCAUUCCACCCAGACACCUGCACUUUGCUGGUUUCCACACAGAUAGUGUGAGUUGCACAAAGGGAGUUAUAGAGACUUCAGACUGAACUCUAAGUUUGCGGAUAUUUUUUAAGUAAAACUGAGAUCCCCGCCCUUCACUAGAUGCCUGUUCUUGCUGUGAGGACAUUAUUUGCUUGUUUUCAAAUUGUGUUUGCCAGAGACCCCAGGAUUCGAUAGCUGAUAACGUCUUAUGGUCUGACUUAAUAUAUAGGUUGAAUUUACAAAUUAACAUUAUUUUCUGAAUUUCUGAAAUAAUCCAUGUUAUCCCAGCAUGAUUUGAAAAUAUUCCAAGAGCAUCCUGUGUGACUUUUCAAACAAGAGUUAAUAUGGUUAUUUGCAAAAUCUUAAACAUUUCUUAUUACUUUUACAUUAUAACAGUUGUUUGUAUAAAGGUUUUAUAUGAUGGUCAUAUUUUUAACAAGUUUCACUCUUGAGGUAUAUAAUUAGUCCUGAGUCUUGCUUUAGCCUGUCAUCCAGAGUGCUGUCAAUGUUCAUCUGUGCACAAUGAUCUACACUGACCUAAGAGGUGAGAAUGUGAAAGAGUAGGGAUUUAAGUCUUUGUUGACAAAAAGACAGAGAGAGCUUAACCUUAGUCUGACAGAUGACCUUUUAUUCUUCUGUCUCCAGCUCAUGGACUGUGCCAAUUAGUGAUUGCAAAAUCUUUGUUCCUUUCCAUACAGCUCUGUCAGUUAACAGCCUUAUUGUCUCUCAAUACUUACAGCAUGCCAUUUAUGCAUAUCAUUAAUCAAGGUCCAAGUUUUUGAGUUCAGCAGAGAGAGAUUUUAAAGAGCACCUGUUAUGGUUUUUCAAAUAUUACCUUUCAUGCAGUGUGUUAUAUAGCUGUUUGUGAAUGUAAAAAAGUCUGCAAAGUUUCCAAAAUCAAAGUACACGACAAAUGGUGUUAUUGACUCCCAAAAGAAAGAACCGAUUCUGAACACCUGAAACGAGUCGUUAGUAAUUCCAGACUUACUUCCUGUACUAACCUAUGUAAUUUGGUAACAGAAAACCCGCCUCUGGUCUUCAUUGGCUGCUCGCGAACAUCUUUGACCCGCCCUCAAACACUACAAUAAUUGGUUGACCAAUCACAACAGACUGGGACAUCUGGCCAAUCAGAGCAGAGUAGGCUCUCUGAAAGGAAAAGUUUAGAAUGAAUCCUUUAGAACGGAUCAUUGAACAAGUCGUUUUUGACACUGAAAAAAAAAAAAAAAGGUAAUGCUGCAAUUUAAAUUAUGAGCAAAUUCAAGUGUUUUUUUUUACCUUGAAUGCAUGUAAAUCUAUUGUAUGAGACCUUUAAAACUAAAUUAGGCACGUUAAAAAACCAUAAUAGGUGUUCUUUAAGUUGACUGUCACCGCAGAUGGGGGCCCUUUUCUGCCUCUCCAGGAGGGAAUUUAGUAAAAAAUGGCUGUUUGCCCAUGACACAGUGCCUGGGUAUUCCUGUCAUAUAACAUCCAUUCUGAAAUAUGUCAAGAGUAUUUUAGUUUUUACAUUUGGUCUCAUAUGAACGUAAACAUGGUAAUUUUAAUCAUUAUGUGCCAGACAUAGACCCAGGACUCAUGAAGACAGCAAGGUUAAGCUGUUCCCCUAUUGCUGAAGAGAGCAAUCAAGUGACUAAUCUCUUGGCCUUAUAGUCCUCAGAGGAAACAUUUAUACACAAACAAGCCCUGAAUCAUUUUAGUGAUUAAAUUAGUGCAAUGCCUGAGUCAUCACUGUGGUUGUAAAAUGUAGAUAUUUUUCAAUAACAGAAUUCAGAUAUGAUAACCUCAGUAUUUUGUUGAACUCAGUUUUCCAUUUCUUAACGGCAUCAUUUUUCAAGUAUGCGAUACUAGAGAGUGUUUUCAAAAGUCUCUAUUUUCAGUGGAGGAAAAUCCAUGCGUUUCAGUCAGAAACGUAUUCAUUAAUUCAGGCUCAAGAAACAAGAAACAUUAGCAUGGCUACAGUGUCAACAUAGGGUGCUUCCCAAUCGGAAAGCUGCAGCCUAAUUAGGCUGGUUAUCUCAGCUGCUACAUUAUCAAGCAGCAUCAAAGGCCAUCUCAGUUGUGAGGACCCUUGGAAGGCAGCCUCGUUUUGCAGCAUUCGUUCACCAUAUUUUGGAGGAUGCAUAAAGUGCAUCCUUCACUACCUUAAGUCACCCACAAUCCCUUGAACAGAUCCCAAUUUAUAAAAAAAAUAUAGCAGAAAACGAGUCGGUACAGCGCUCACCCGAGUUUGUUAAGAAAUGCAUUGCAAACUGUUACUUCGUGUACUUAUCUGUUUUUGGAGGUGGAGGCAUUGAUGCCCAUAAUGUAUGACUGACAAACCACUGGUAAUGUGUAUUAGAUAUGCAACGGUUUCACAAUAUACCACGGUUGUUUAUAGACGGUUGUCAUAUGAAAAUUUCCAUUAAACUUUUGUCAAAGACAUGGCCUGGCAGGUAGAGUGUGUGUUCCCGUUGUGUUACGUGCUAGCAGCCCGAGUUUGAAUCUGGUUUGGGUUAAGGUUAAUUUGAGGUUGAAGUUUGGGGUUAGCAUUAAGUUUUCAGUUUAGGCUACAGUUCAAAUUUUGUAUUAAAACCAUAUAUUUAAACUUACGUAUGGAUUACCUUUAGGCGUAUGGAUUACCUUUAUGCUGCCUUUAUGUCCUUUUUGGAGCUUGGAAGUGUUGGUCCCCAUUGACUUCCAUUGUAUAAAUACCUGUAUAUUUAGAUCAUAUCUCAAUCAAAAUAUCUGCGUUUGUGUUCUGCAGACGAAAGAAAAUCAUAAGAGUUUGAGACGAUGAUGAGAGAAUUCAAAUUUUUAAGCUUUAAGCAUAAGCCAGCUGAGAGGAUAGUGUCAAAAACAGUAGCUGGCAUUAUGUUAGUAGCCUGCCUUCAGUUAAAGUAAUCAUAAGGCUAUUAAACCUAUGGAAAUGUUCUGUAGAAAACUUUAAAGAAUGACCAAACAAUAUUCAAAUCCAUUGAUACAGAAUAAAUCAGUUCACAGGAAUAGACAGAAAUGACAAAGCAUACUGAGGACAAAGGGAGAAGCCUAGUAACAAACAUAACUUUAAUGCAAUGUGAAACAUCUUUCCAAAAAAAUGUUUCAUCACUCUGAAUGAAUCACACAUUUCAAUCUCUGUUUAAUAGACCUUCAAAGGGAUUCUGCUGAUCAGUUACACAGGUCUGCUUUGUUUCUUCUCACACUCUACCAAACUGUACACAUAAGACUCAUAUCUCAAUAAACCAUCACACAAAGAGCAGCAUCAUAACACACUCUCAGAGGUUUCAGAGCAGACAAGGAGAGUGGAUUAAAUGUUUGUGGAUUAAAAUAAAGACAUAGUUAAAAACAGCCACCUUUGAAACAGAAAUGUUGAGUCAGUGAAGUCAUUUCAACAGCUUUUCAUUUUUAAUCAUUUUCAUUUUCUUUCCAUGUUUUUCUUCUAUAUUGCAACAUGAAUUGCAAUUUAAGUUAUUAAAUAUAUGCAGAUAUGCUUGCAGAGAUAAACAUAUAUAUAUUAUUAUAUGCAUUUAUAAUCUAAAUAAAUAAAUAUCUUCACUGGAACAGCAUCAUUAUUAUUAUGUAUUAUUACCACUCCAAUCAUUUUGACUGUCAUCUACAUUAAUAUUAACACUGGUGGAAUCAUAAAAUUGACUCUUGACCUGAAACAACCACUUAGCACACACAGGUCACACAGGUCACACAAGAAAGAAGACAGAUACAGAAAUGUUUCUGAUUGCACUUAGAUUCUAUGCUAAAUAUGUAUAUUUUCCCCAGUCAUAUCAUCCUAUUUAUGCCUAUAUAAUGUAUAGACAAUUGACAAUUGAGAAGUAAAGACAAAAUACAUCUCCAACAUGUCGCUUAUACAACAUAUGGACUGAAUUUGGCAAAAGCAUUUGACUAGGAGUGACUGUAACAGUUUGUAGAGAAAUACAUGUAUCUGCACCUUGUUGGCAUGGCACUAUAUUGCCCAAAAUAUAUUUUCUGCUAUGGACAUUAACACUAAUGCAUUUUUACAUGGGUAUACAGACCUCAGCUGCCAUAAGUGCCAACAUUUACCAAAUGUACACACACUCACAAACACUUAAAGGGAUAGUUAACCCCAAAAUGAAAAUUCAUUCAUCAUUUCCUCACCCUCAUGUUAUUCCAAACCAUAUGAAUGUUAGCCUCAUACAGGUUUGGAACAACAUGAUGUAACAUCUGAGGUUUUUACCCCUCCUACCAACCACCAGAGGGAGCCCUCUCCCGAAUAUUAACUCUGUUCUGUUUCUUCUUUGGUGACUUCCUGUUUAAACUAUAUAAAUACCAUGCUGUUCCAUUUUGACUUUGCGAAGUAUUGCCAGUUUACCCUGCCUUACCAAGCGUUUUUCCAUUGCCUUUGCUGAUUGUUUUCGUGUUAUGACCAUUGCCUGUUUUCCUGGGUUUACUGCCUUUUAGAUACCCCUUUGUUUUGUUUGCCUUGUUGGACUGUCUUUUUGGUUUAUUGGAUUAUACCGCUUGCUUUACGACUACCUCUGUUUGCCUGCCGAUUUGGAUUGUUUGCUUGUGUUCGUAAUAAACUUCCAGCACAUGGAUCCUAACACCAUCUCCAUGGCCAGUUCAUUACACAUGAGGGUGAAUAAAGGAUGCAAAUUUUGGGAUGAACUGUUCUUAUAAACACAACUGAAGGUGAAAAUGUGCAUGGAAAAAAGUGAUACAGAUCACUAAACACAAACUUUGGUGUAAAAUGUUAACUUUAAAUAAUCAUACCUGCAGGAAAUAAAAAAAAAAUAUUGUGCCACCACAGGAUUUGGACUGAUUUCCAACUUCUUCAAUAACUGAUUAUCAGUAAUCAUAUGAAAUGAUUAAAACAUUGCAUCCCAGCCAAGUGGUUAGGUGUGGUCUCGGCCGCCUAUAGCUUCCUGAGCAGCCUGAAUGUAGCUGAGGGUCAGAUGAUUAAAUUGAGUUCUUGUAAGGUGGUAUCAAUGUGAUAAAAAGAAAACAUGGACAGCAGGCUUCUGCUCAUAGUUAUGAAUGGAAAAACACUUUGCGGUCUUUUCUACCCUGCUGAGAAGACCACCUUGGGUGCUGGUGCCAUCAGGCUUCUUAUCUCGCUUAAUUGGCAAGAUGUCCUUUUGUCAACCAGCUUCAGCACUUAGGUUUCGCUCCACCACCUUAAAGGGUUAGUUCACCCAAAAAUGAAUUCUUUAUUCUGCAGGGUGCAAAUGAAGAUUUUUAGGAAAAUAUCUAAUCUCUGUAGGAUACAAUACAAGUGAAUGGUGACCAGAACUUUCAAGCUCGUAAAAUAGCAUGAAGGCAGCAUAAAAGUA